Messenger RNA from Cydia splendana, 1191 nucleotides. Its product is annotated as NECAP-like protein CG9132. NCBI's taxonomy places the organism in Eukaryota, Metazoa, Arthropoda, Insecta, Lepidoptera, Tortricidae. The record is from RefSeq and is a predicted model, not a curated record. The transcript is spliced from 5 exons. Gene Ontology annotation, biological process: endocytosis. Gene Ontology annotation, cellular component: clathrin vesicle coat; membrane. The coding region runs from base 135 to 842 and encodes 235 amino acids.
AGUACUUGCAUUUCCAAAUAUCCAAAUAAAUUGUAUCGAAUGAAACAAAUCUUUGUUUAUUGUAUGGAAGGUUGAUUUAUUCUGUCAUUCGUCUCUUAAAAUGGAUACGUACGAGAGUGUGAUACUCGUAAAAAAUGAAGUUUUUGUUUUUAAAGUACCCCCUAAAACUACAAACAGAGGAUAUAGAUAAAAAGUGGGUGUUUUUUAGGGCAGCAGAUUGGAACCUGCAAGAGCCACAAUGGACCGGACGCAUGAGGCUGGUUUCGAAAGGGGAGGAAUUGGUAAUGAAGCUAGAAGACAAAGCAUCUGGCCAGCUUUUUGCUAAAUGCCCUAUCGAUAAAUAUCCGGGGGUGGCUCUCGAAUCUGUGACGGACAGCUCACGUUACUUUGUUGUAAAGAUUCAGGAUGAUAAUGGUCGCAGUGCUUACAUUGGACUAGGGUUUGGUGACAGGUCUGACUCGUUUGACCUCAAUGUGGCCCUUCAAGACCAUUUCAAAUGGCUAAGAAAAGAACAGGAAGGCCCUGCAGCCCCCGCACAGCAACUAGACCUUGGUUUCAAGGAUGGAGAGACAAUUAAGAUCAACAUGAAAAUUACUAAAAAAGACGGUUCAGACACGAAGCCCCGUCGGGGCGUGGGCGCGGGCUUGGGCGGCGGGCUGCUGCCGCCGCCGCCGGGGGCGGGGGGCUCGCGCCUGCCGCCGCCGCCCUCGCCGCAGCACGCGCCCUCGCCCGCCGUGCCCGCCGCUCCCGCCAGCUCGGAGUGGGGCGAUUACAACUCUGCUAGUGCUCCGAGCCAACAGGCCACAACUCCAGCAAGUCAGCAGAACUGGGUUCAAUUUUGAAUAUGUACAUAGAGUAUUAUUGUGAUUUGAUGUCUGUAGAGUGAAUGUGUUCUGCACAAUACUUAUUAAUAUACUUAAUAGUGUAGAAUCCAUAUCAACCUGCCUGUAGGCUCAAACUGUCAUAUUUUGUUGCAUUAAUAGCCAGAUCAACCUAAAGAAGACGUUAGAUGACAGAUCACAAUAAUAUAUUGCAAUAAUUAUAGAAAUACCGUUAGUACCGUAUGAUUUUUUUGUAUAUGUUGUAACUCUACCAUCGAUGAAGGAUGUAUGUUGAGUCGUUCAUUUUAUAUGUGACAUUCCAUGGGUAAAGGUACUUUAUGGUGGUUGACGCUAAGGCUAUUAUUAACAA